Messenger RNA from Mustela erminea (ermine), 3788 nucleotides. It is a transcript of the gene ETV6, whose product is annotated as ETS variant transcription factor 6. The coding region runs from base 1854 to 3155 and encodes 433 amino acids. NCBI's taxonomy places the organism in Eukaryota, Metazoa, Chordata, Mammalia, Carnivora, Mustelidae. Gene Ontology annotation, molecular function: DNA-binding transcription factor activity, RNA polymerase II-specific; sequence-specific DNA binding. Gene Ontology annotation, cellular component: nucleus. The transcript has 7 exons. The record is from RefSeq and is a predicted model, not a curated record. Gene Ontology annotation, biological process: regulation of transcription by RNA polymerase II; cell differentiation.
CAAAUAAAUUACUAGGAAGGAAGGAAGGAGCCAUGUAGUCCCUGCCUUGACAUCCACUGCCCGUGGAGGCUAUAGUCAUUUGAUCGUGUCUUCCCUCUGAAUCCCGUCUCUGUGCUUCCUGCACUUUGGGCUGUGACUCCCUUUGAUGUGGCCAGAGACCCCUCAGAGCAAUGACCACACUUCUCUCACUUAACUGCCAUGAAACCCAGCAAGAGUUCCUCCAGAGUCUAAGAGGAUGGGUGCUCUCUUUUACGAGAUACUAGAGGGAUGCUGUCCUUGCAAACUUGAAGCAUUCUGGGACAAGAGUCAAGAAGAUGGCAUGGGAGCCGUGAACUCCCAGAAGCCACAGGGCAGAGUAGAGCAGCUCCAUAGCAUAGCAAGAGCCCACGGACCAGGGUAGAAGUGCUGACAAGCCAGACCCAUGAUCCAGUGUGGCUUUUGAUGGGAAAAGCCCAGAGCAGCCAAUAGAUGCUCACUGGGAAUUGUGAGGGUCGGUGUGAGCGGAACAGCUGAAAGUAAGGAUCCUUUCACUGAUGCCAAGAGCAGUGUGUGCACACGACCCCCGGGGCGAGCCCAAAGGGUCUAGAGCACUCUCAUCUCCCGACUCAGGAAUGUACCACCCAGGUCCUCCUUCCAGAACCACCCCACACUGAGAGGCUACAGCAGUGAAAGCAAGCUGAAUCGCAGACGGACAACAGAGACUGAGGCAAAAGGGUCCCCGAAAGGAAACAGAAAGAGGAAAUUUCCAAGAGCAGGCUUCCAUAUAUUAGAGCACUGCAGCAACACCAUAGAAGAGAGAGCUAUGUCAAGUUGGAGCACACCUUGUUCUAAAAGUUCAGGAAAACCAGUUUCACAUGAAAGCAAGCAACAGAGAAAUAGUGAGGUCAAAUCCCACACAAGGUUUUUAUGAGAUAAAAGAAAGUAAGAAGAAUAGCACUCCUAAAGGAAGUAUGCCAAAGAGACGCGGCUUUGAAGCCACUCAGCACUGUAACGUGCCAUCCAAAAGAGCUAAAAUCCGAUAAGAAAAUGGCAUAAAAUAUGGGGGGGAGGCGACGACAAUAUGAAUCAGAAUUAGGAAAACUUAGGAAGGAGAUGUCAGAACUCAGGAAACCAAAUGAAAAAAAUUAAAAAUGAAAGAAUAAUCCCUUCAGAAGUAAAGAACCAGGUAGUAGGAAGACAAGAUGUAUACGCACAAGAGGUGGUGUUUCAGAGAGACAGAAGGUGGAAAACUGGAAAGCUUUUCAAGAGCCAAGAGAAGUAAGAAAGCGAUUUUUGAGAACUCAGGAGAAAGUGACAAAUACUGGAGAGAGGCAAGGAAAUCUCAACAUGUGGCUAUGAGGAGCCUGUGAGGAAGGAAACCAAGUGGGCCCCUGUCUGCAUCGCUCCUGUCUCCGCUGUGUUCACGCAGCCUUGUCUUCUGGGCCCGCCCCCCACCCCAUGUUCUCUCAGAAUGACACUUGUCAUUAGACUUAGGUCCCACCUGAAUCAUCCAGGAUGAUCUCAUCUCCAGCUCCAAAACUCAGUUACAUCUGCAAAGAUCUUUUUAAAAAUAAGGUCACGUUAGCAGGUCCCAAGGAUUAUGACACGGACCUACCUUACAGUUGCUGUGCUGGUAGGCGACAGACACAGGAUUUGAUUUCUAUUUUCUAAUAAAGGAGCUAAAGGCCGAUUUUCUUGUUUCCAGCAAAUUAAUGGUUCUUGCCAAGAAACAGAAGUAGACAGCAUGUUUUCUAAAGAGCAGGACCAGAGGAGGUCAGCCUGCCCCGCACGCGGAGGCCUUGCCUGGACCACGCUCUGCCAGCCUUAGGGAAGCAUCCGCGUGCUGUGAGCAAACAUUACUCGGGCCAUCAGGGAUGCACCGCUCCUUCUGUUCAGCUGCUUUUCAGAUGCUCAAGUCCAAGUUAAAAAACAGACAGGGCCCUGUCACCAGAACCCAGGACGCUCUCAUCUGUCUGUAUUGCUUGCAGCCAGUUUACUGGAGCAGGGAUGACGUAGCCCAGUGGCUCAAGUGGGCUGAAAAUGAGUUUUCUUUAAGACCAAUUGACAGCAACACGUUUGAAAUGAAUGGCAAAGCUCUCCUGCUGCUGACCAAAGAGGACUUUCGCUAUCGAUCUCCUCAUUCAGGUGAUGUGCUCUAUGAACUCCUUCAGCAUAUUCUGAAGCAGAGAAAACCUCGCAUUCUUUUCUCACCAUUCUUCCAUCCUGGAAACUCUAUACACACACAGCCAGAAGUCAUCCUGCAUCAAAACCAUGAAGAAGAUAAUUGUGUCCAGAGGACCCCACGGCCCCCAGUGGAGAAUGUGCACCACAACCCCCCCACCAUUGAACUGUUGCACCGGUCUAGAUCACCUGUCACAGCCAAUCACCGGCCCUCUCCCGACCCCGAGCAGCGGCCCCUCCGGUCCCCCCUGGACAACAUGAUCCGCCGCCUCUCCCCGGCCGACAGGGCCCAGGGGCCGAGGCUCCACCAGGAGAACAACCACCAGGAGUCCUACCCCCUGUCAGUGUCUCCCAUGGAGAAUAACCACUGCCCGCCGUCCUCUGAGCCCCACCAGAAGCCGUCGAGCCCCCGGCAGGAGAGCACCCGCGUGAUCCAGCUGAUGCCCAGUCCCAUCAUGCACCCCUUGAUCCUGAACCCCCGGCACUCCGUGGAUUUCAAACAGUCCAGGCUCUCCGAGGACGGGCUGCAUAGGGAAGGGAAGCCCAUCAACCUCUCGCAUCGGGAAGACCUGGCCUACAUGAACCACAUCAUGGUGUCCGUCUCCCCGCCCGAGGAGCACGCCAUGCCCAUUGGGAGAAUAGCAGACUGUAGACUGCUUUGGGAUUACGUCUAUCAGUUGCUUUCUGACAGCCGGUACGAAAACUUCAUCCGAUGGGAGGACAAAGAAUCCAAAAUAUUCCGGAUAGUGGAUCCCAAUGGACUGGCUCGACUAUGGGGAAACCAUAAGAACAGAACAAACAUGACCUAUGAGAAAAUGUCCCGAGCCCUGCGCCACUACUACAAACUAAACAUUAUCAGGAAGGAGCCAGGACAAAGGCUUUUGUUCAGGUUUAUGAAAACCCCUGAUGAAAUCAUGAGUGGCCGAACGGACCGUCUGGAGCACCUUGAGUCCCAGGAGCUGGAUGAACAAAUAUACCAAGAAGAUGAGUGCUGAGGGAACCAAGCCACGGCCUCAGCGGGGGGCCGGCAGCCGGGGGUCCCCUGCCCACGAGGGCCCUGGAGGCGUGGCAAGCAGGCGGGCUGAGAGCUGAACCGGAAGAGACCCGGGAGUGGGAGUGACACUUGUCUCGCAUAGCGGGAGGGUCCCCAGAGCACCUUAGACAAACCACCCAGCGAAGGCAGGGCUGGCAUUCUGGCCGAGGGCACGAGCCUGGGACUCCUGGUUCUGUUUUCUCCUCAUGUGGAACCUCUCCAUCUGUAAUUCCUCACCCUCACCCGUCCACCUAUUGUUAAUUUCAUGGUGUUCCGUUUUUUUUGUUUUGUUUUGUUGUGGUUUUUUUUUUUUUUUUUUAAAGACCAUGCAGUUUGACUUUUCAUCAUUCAUACAGGGGAAGACAUCCGAGGUUGUUUUCCUAUGGAAAUAUAUAUCUAUUAUAUAUAUCUAUUUUUUGCAAAUCUCACAAAGAGCGGCAAGCCCAGCUGGUCAGGAAAGAGAACACUUGCAAAGGGUUUCAGGUUCCUCUUCAGCCUGCCACGUAGAUCAGAUUUGUGCCUGUUAAUAUUGGGUCUUGGCUGGAAAAAAAAAAAAAAGAGAGAAAGAAAGAAAAAAAAAGAGGCUUUUAAAAAA